Daphnia carinata is the source of this 2380-nucleotide messenger RNA. RefSeq names its product nucleolysin TIAR-like. The coding region runs from base 261 to 1688 and encodes 475 amino acids. Gene Ontology annotation, molecular function: mRNA binding. Lineage: Eukaryota; Metazoa; Arthropoda; Branchiopoda; Diplostraca; Daphniidae. The transcript has 7 exons. The record is from RefSeq and is a predicted model, not a curated record.
CCUCGUCGUACCCGACGAGGGCGAGUCUUGAGGCUACUGAACUGUCCGUCUGUCUGCCGGCCUCCGCUGCAGCGGCUGCAGCGGCGGCUGCCUGCCAACAGUUCACCACGGACCCCUUAGCGGCCGAAGACUUGCUCCUCAGCUGGUACUCGCUCUACCAGCCGCGGCCCAAUCCGACGUCGGCAGCGGCAGCUCACCACCAAGCGGCCACAGCGGCUGCGGCCGCUGCGGCAGCCGCUGCAUCCGCACCCGCCGGCUCGAUGCUGGCAGCCAUGUCGACGCUGAUGAUGCCGGCCGCCGCCAUGACCCUGGCCGGUCAUCACAACCUCCACCAUCACCACCCGGGAGCGGCCGCCGCUCUGGCCGGCGCUCUACAGCACCAGCACCAGCCGCACCAUCACCAUCCGCACCACCACCACCACCACCACCACCAACAACAACAACAACAACAGCAACAGCAGCAACAGCAACAACAACAGCAACAUCAACUUCAUCAGCCGCAUCAGCAGCACCAGUCGCACCAGCCGAAGCCGGCCGAUUUGUUGAGCAUUGCCGCCGCCGCCGCCGCCGCGGCCGGCACUCACUCGACGGCCGCCUCGCUGCCCGUCGCUCACUUGGCCCUCAAGUCGGCCAGCGUCAACGGCCACGGCGGCGGCAGCGGCGGCGGCGGCGGCGGCAGCGGCGGCAGCAGCAGCAGCGCCAGCAGCGGAGGAGGCAGCGCCGGCAGCGGCACGGCCAACGGCCACUGUCAGAACAGCAACGAACAUUUCCACAUUUUCGUGGGGGACCUGAGCCCGGAAAUCGAGACGCACACGCUCCGCGACGCCUUUGCCGCUUUCGGAGAGAUCUCAGACUGCCGCGUGGUGCGAGACCCCCAGACGCUCAAAUCCAAGGGUUAUGGAUUCGUUUCUUUCGUCAAGAAAUCGGACGCCGAGAACGCCAUCGCCGGAAUGAACGGACAGUGGCUAGGAACGCGGGCCAUCCGCACCAACUGGGCCACCCGUAAACCGCCCGCUCCUAAAGAUGCCGGAUCGAAGCCCAUGUCGUACGACGAAGUCUUUGGCCAGUCGUCGUCCACCAACUGCACCGUCUAUUGCGGUAACCUGGCCCAAGGCACUACCGAGGAGUCCCUUCAAAAGAUUUUCGGCCCUUACGGCCAGAUCCAGGAGAUCCGCGUCUUCAAAGAUAAAGGAUACGCCUUUAUCAGAUUCGCCUCCAAAGAGUCAGCCACACAAGCCAUCGUCUCGGUCCACAAUACAGACUUGAACGGGCAAAAUGUCAAAUGCUCCUGGGGCAAGGAACCGGGCGAGCCCGGUAGCGCCAACAAUGCCCAGCUGAUGACGGGCGGACUAGGUCCAACCAAUACCCAGUACCCGUACGGCUACAACCAAGGCAUGAGCUACUGGUACCCGGGUGGCUACCCGCCGCAAAUGCAGUCGCAGUUUGUGCAGGGAAUGCAGGGCUACGCGGCUUACGGCCAGUUCGGCUACCAGCCCGGCAUGGGCAUGCAGCUGCCGGGCGGCUGGCAGAGCGUCCAAGCGCAGGCGGGAGCUGGCCAGCAGAUGGCGGCCGCGGCAGCCGCUGCCGCCGCCGUAUCUCAACAAGGCGGUAUGGUGGCCUCCUACCCCAUUCAGCAAUUCCAGGUAUUUCCGCCCCUGGCCGUUCACCAAAGCGCCCUCACCCUCUGACGCACAGAGGCAGACGGGAAAACACUCUUAAAAAAGGAUUCCGAUUUCAUUUAGGCUCAGUGAUGAUGAUGACUUGAUCAUGACGACGAGGGACUGGCACGGGAUCGAGAGAACAGACAAAACUGUGUAUGUGUGGGGCCGUCAGAAAUGAAAAGAAAAAAAAAAACUUAAACUUGAAAACAAAAACAAAAAAGAAAGAAAGAAAACAAAAAAUGCUGAAGGAAAAAAUCAAACAAUUUUUGUAUUGAGAAAAAGCAAAAGCAAAACACGCGGGAGAAGAGGAAGGAAACACAAUUAAGCAAACAAUUCUUAAUAAAUUACAAAAAAAAAAAAACGUUAUGGACGAUGAUGGAGAACUAUGUCGUUGAAGAGAGGAGGAAAAAAACAAAACAAAAGGAGCCGGGCGCAACGAAAAAAAAAAAUAAUUAAAUAAAAUAAAUACAAAAAAAAAAAAAAAAAAACAAUUGUGAAGUCAAAAGAGAAGAAGAAGAAGAGAGAGAGAGAGAAAAAAAAAAAGAAUAAUUAAAAUAAAUUUACAAAAAAUGUGGUGAUGACUGAACAAUACUGUGGUGGUGCUCCUGCUGUUUGUUGAUGUUGCGGCGGCGCUUUUUGAUUGCAAAAACAAAACAAAAAAACUAAACUAAAAAAAAAAAAAAAAUUAAUAAUAAUAUGCAUACAUUAAAAAACAAAAA